Messenger RNA from Diaporthe citri, 366 nucleotides. RefSeq lists its product as uncharacterized. The transcript has 2 exons. NCBI's taxonomy places the organism in Eukaryota, Fungi, Ascomycota, Sordariomycetes, Diaporthales, Diaporthaceae. The record is from RefSeq and is a predicted model, not a curated record. Bases 1 to 366 code for a protein of 121 amino acids.
AUGAAGUUCAACGCUGCCCUCAUCAUGGCUCUGGCCCAGGCUGCCAACGCAAUUUCCCCUCCAACCCCAUCGGAAGUCGCCAAAUGCGGCGACCUAGGCGUCACCGGCAACAAUGAUACCGCCCUGCCUCCUGGCGUUGACCCCAGCCAGGUCCGAACCUGCGUCGAUCAUCCCCUUAGUAAUGAAACGACACCCGAGCACUCACUUGACAAGAGGGAGUGCUACUACGGCUCCAAGGACAAAGGCUGCGACAAGGGCUACUGCUGGAAGAAAUGUAAAGGCUCGGGCGAGGGGCCAUGGUGCUGGACCGCCCGCAACGGAGGGUUCGGCGACUGGUACACCUGCGGCGCUGACAAGGACUACUAG